GACUAUUGCAAUUGCUAGGUUGUCGCGUCUUAAUAUGCCUUCUAUUCAAUUUACUUCGCUACACUUUGUUUUGUUUCAGAUAUGUGGUUUUAUAAUACUAGUCAAUUUUGGCUAUUCUGAGUGGACGGCUGAUAAGGAAGAUGGUCACUGUGUAAUGUAUGACCAGUGUGGGCAAGGCACGUUCGGCCAGGUCAACUGCCUAUAUAACGGGUCAGCACAGUUAUUGGUUAAUGAAGAGACAAUCAAGAUACUAAAAAAAAUAUGCCCCGAGUUCCAAGAUGAAGUAUAUCCACGCACGUGCUGCUCCAAGUUACAGGUAGAAAAACUACUAAAAGACCUAAAAUUUCCACGUCGCCUUGGAUUCGGUCGUUGUCCUUCCUGUAUUAGGAACUUCCAACAGAUGUUUUGUCAACUCACAUGUUCUCCUCGUCAGAGUAGAUUCCUUAGGGUCAUUGAAACCAAAGAGAACGACCACGGUCAAACCACAGUGGAGGAACUUGAAUAUUUCAUAUCUUUAAAGUACGCUGAGGAAUUAUUUAGUUCGUGUGAAAAUGUCGAAGGGAUUUUCCCAGGUACGUCUUUGCUAAAGGACAUGAUGUGUGGAAUAUGGGGCAGAAAAUGCAAUCCCCAGAGAUGGCUAGAAUUCAUGGGGUCCACUCCUAAAAACUUUGGGUUCUCUCCUUUCCAAAUCAAUUAUGUUCUACUGAAUGAAACUGAAAACGACAUUGACGGCCAACUUUUUUACCCUAUGAAUGAGAAGACAACAAAGUGUUCGGAGCCAUCCGAGCUAGAGGGAGAGGCUUGUCUUUGUAAAGACUGUCCUCUAGUCUGCAACUCUUCAUGAUGUACUUGAAAAGUAUCACUCUACACCUCAUGGAGGUAAGAACACCUUAACUCCAUGAUCCAACUGCUCUGAGGGAGAGCCAUAUAUCAUUCAUUUAAUUCACUGAACAACUUUUUUUAAAAAUUGAGUUUUUAAUUUCUACUUUUGUUGUGCUAUGUUGAAAAAUUACCAGAUGCUAAAAAACAAGAUUUAAAGGAAAUGUACUGAAUUAUGUUUUUAACACACACAGAUAUAUAUAGAUAUAUUCCAGGUAUUUUAAUGAUCAUAAUUAAGAUAAUUAUUAGUAUGUCACAUUUGUACCAAAUAAAACUACCCCUGAAAGCAAUAUGUAU
Messenger RNA from Limulus polyphemus (Atlantic horseshoe crab), 1176 nucleotides. RefSeq names its product Niemann-Pick C1-like protein 1. The transcript is spliced from 5 exons. Lineage: Eukaryota; Metazoa; Arthropoda; Merostomata; Xiphosura; Limulidae. The coding region runs from base 35 to 844 and encodes 269 amino acids. The record is from RefSeq and is a predicted model, not a curated record.